Molecule: messenger RNA, 4501 nt
Organism: Somion occarium
Lineage: Eukaryota; Fungi; Basidiomycota; Agaricomycetes; Polyporales; Cerrenaceae
Source: the annotation of a GenBank genome assembly
GGUUUCUUCAACAUCGAUGUGGUUUGCGCCACGACAGUGAGUCUUAUCAGUUGUUGAAGAAAAUGUACGCAGUUUCAUGUUGUGCUCAUAUUUUUUUCAUAGCGAGAAUCGGGGUUAGGACGACUGCCCCUAUUUAUUUCACGCUACUGCCAGAGCUCGCUUGGACCGUCGCGCCAGGUCAAAUUUAUACCUGAGACAACGAGGCAUGCAACGAAGUAUUCCCACUCUUGUUCCUGAACUUCAUCUCGACUUCCCCCAUCCGUCAUGAUACCUUAUGCUGAGAGUCGGUCAAGUGCUUCGACACAAGACCCAUUAUCACUAUCAACUUACUUCCGAUCCCCCGUCUGUACUCUUGUGGCGUCCCUGGAAGAUGAGUACCAUGAAGUGGUAUCCUUCCACGAUGUCUGUCAGGCGUACGAUUUGCUUUGCCUUCGUAUCCAGCGUAUUGCGGAGGCCCUACUCACUCACGUGAAUCCUGUCCCGCCUGUGCUCACGUGUCUGCAGAAGUAUUCGUCCUCCAUAGCGAGAUGUCUACGAAGGGACAUUAACUGUGCUUUCACCUACCCUCUUACGGAUCCCCCUCGACCAAACAGGCAGAUUCCUGACUCUGUCCCGCUGCUAUUCCACAAUCCUCCAGACGAUGAAGUCAAAGUUGCAGAAGAUGCUAGUGCCAUCUGCCAACAUGCUAUAAGACUGGCCUCCAUUAUGUUCAAAUUUCCUGCAUUGUUUAAUUUGUUUUCCGAUUAUGAUCUCUCUAGUGUAUUCUCCGAAAUAUUGCGGAUAACCUUGUCCUCAUCUGUGCCUACUCCGGGUGAAGCCAAGAUUCGUUCACUCGCGAUGUGGGCUAUUUCCGAGCAAGAGCUUCCAACGAUCAUAGCCAAGGAUCGCAAGUCACAAUUGUUGUCUUUACUUCACAAAGUCCUACUCGGCUCAAACAAGUUGAUGAAGGACACUCAGACCUUGAGCGAUGCACUCAAGUUGAUCCACAGACUUCUCUACAAGCACCCGCUUAUCUUCUUAGAGCCUUUGGCCAACCUCCUUGAGUCUGUCUUGGCACAAUUAGUGUUCCCUCAUCCCAUGGUCAGAGUUGCUGCGGCACAUGCUCUAGGUGGAUACACUUUAGCAGUGACAACCUGCUCACGGUCGAUACCCUCCUCCCUACUAUCACGGAUCGCUGACCAGAUCUCCACAUCCGCACAAUCACAGCUGAAGCCACGCAAGUUGAAGAUACCAUCUACCACAAAGACCUUGCUCUCAUAUUUCUGCCAGAUAACGUCUUCUGCUGAGCCAGACAAUUGUCUGAGCGACGCAUUCUGGGCCUAUUCCAUUUUAGCUUCCUUCAUCGUCCUUUCGGACGGUAGGAUUUUCUGUAUUCCCCGGAUGUUGAAGGCCGUCAUAGACUCGAUGUCCGGUCUCCACAAACAUUUCGGACGUGGAGUCAGUCAAACACACCUGGCCGUAUGGAGGUGUUUAAUCUGGGCUCUCUUGCGUUUGCGACAUCAUAUUGACGAACAGCAGUCAAAAUCCAACGCAGAAGCAAGCACCGCUCAGACUGGCGUAUCUUCUAAGUGGACGCCUGCACUUGACUUCGUUCGGCAAGAUCUGGAGUUUGGAAACGGCUCAGCUUUAAUUUGUUACUUGAUGAAUCAAUGCCCCACUGCAACCACUGAGGACGUGCCUGACUACAACGACAUAUUUGUUACUUCAACCCUGAAGGUUCUUGACACGAUGAUCAACCACUCCCAUCGGGAGGUCCGCAAUGACGCCAUCGCCUUUUUGGCUCGUUUGACGUGUGGAUUGUCCUCUCCGCAUAGUACGGAAUGGGAGGAUGCCCGUAUUGUUUCGCAUGCGCUGCUCAGCGGUUCAGCAUUGUAUGGAUAUUUGGAGAAUACCUCGUGCUUCGCCGUUGAUGCAGACCCGAGGCACAUUCGCCCCCUUUCAGAGAAUGAAGUUGUCGCGCAUUGGGGAGACCUUUUAGUAAUAUGGAAGACGGCGAUGGGUUGUAAGAUUGUGGCAGGAGAGCCAGUGUUGCUAUCAACUGACUUGUCCAAUGCAUGGCACGACUUGUUGCUCGCUCAGUCUCAUUUGACUCAACAGGAUAUACACCUCGCUGCAUCGCCUGCUCUGAUCGAAGACACUAUCACAAUUAUAUCCGACCUCCUUGCAACCCCGAAGGAGCAUGACGCCAGGGUAAUGCUGCAGAAAGUGCAAGCGUCGCAACUGAAGACCAUUCAUCACCUGUGGAUAGUGACGAAGCAUGUUGUGGGAUCAGACAGUCAAGGCGAUACGGCUGCUGCAAUAUUGAGUUCCGUGCUGGAACGGGAAUUUGCUUUGGACGAUGGCGAAGUAAAGACGUCAUGGAGCGAACUUUGCUGUGAACUCAUGAUUGCUCAAAAUCCGCAUCUUCUUGCGUCAUUGCAGGCCACAUCAGAAUCGCAAGGCGAGAAGGAAGUCAGGAGUCGUCUUUGGCAGAUAGUCGCUGAAACAUACGUGGAUGUGGAGCAGACUGGCGAUCAUAAUUGGGAGCGUAUUGCGAAACUUCUAUUGAUACCUUUGGGACAUUCAACAUUGUCAGAAGACGAAUGUAAACUUUGGGCUCGAUUGCUGGAUCAUGCUCUGCAAGUUGCAGAACACAUGCAUAUCUAUUCACCUAAUGCAUUGGACUACCUCGUACAGAAUGCAGUCUCAGCUGACCUCUUCAUUUCUCCAGAAGUCGUCACCAUGUUGCUAUCCCGUCUGAAGUUGAACGAGGAAAACGAUUUGCCCCUAUCAUUAUUCAAGCAUACUAACGACACUCUGUGUGCUUUAUACCCACCUGAAGGAUCGCCUUCCCCUGUUUUGGAGCUCUUUCACGCUCUCACAAACUUCCUUAAAACUAUCGCUCUCUCGCAUUUGGUCCCCACUAUCCUACAACUAACGCAAGGUCUCAUCACUUGGAUCCAUAAUGACUGUGAAGGUCUCGAUGUAUUGGUAUUUAAUAACGACAUCAUUCCCCUGUAUUGCACCGCUCUCGAACGUUUGGCAACAAUUCCUCUGACUGUAUCCUUACUACAACAUCUUUCUCCCUUUCUUUGCUCUGCAUUCGAAUUUAUACCCUUCCCGGGUCUCGCUGUCCGUGCCUUCCAGCCUUUCUGGAAGACCGUUGGUUCUGGCAUAGCCAACGUGGACAAUGUAUGUCCAGCAGAACUCAAGACGUGCGUUGAAGCGUUCUGCAACGUCACCGAUCAGAAUCUCCCCGCAGGAUACUUCUCGGACUCUCAAUCUCAAUCGCGUCUCUCAAUGUCACAGAGCUCUGUGCCCGACUCUCAGCCAGCGGCGUCGGAUAACAACGAUCCAGAAUAUGCCUAUUUUCUGAACAUGAGGUCAUCCCGUGACAACGUGCUUCCUGGUGAACGCCACCCAAGCCCUGCCACACCCAUUCAGCAAAGGAUGUCUUCAAAGAAUGGUUCCGCUGCUCUACCUUCAACUGCAAGUUCUUCAGGUAAUUUUCUUGUACCUUUUGAAUCCCCUGUACCUCCUCGUCAGUCUACGGUGGACCAAGAGCUCCUUCAAGUGUUCAGUCCAGAAGUUCCUGCACCAUCAUCCCUCCAAACCACAGGGAUGUCUGAUUUGCCACGACGUGUACCAAUGCCUCAACCAACUUCCUCUGAUGUGUACUGGCCAUCCAUUCCGGGACUUUCUUGUUCCACCAAUCUGCCCAGCUCUCCUUUGAUCGGUUUGCUAGCGAAGAAGCGACAGCUGGGUGUCGACAUUCCGCCCUCGAGUGGUCGUCAUGACAACAUCGCUGAGAGUGACGUGAGAUCGGAAGUUGACAAAGAAGUUGAAUCGCGAGAUCUUCAUCAAGCGAAGCGGGCUCGCGAAACUCGAGAAUCCUUCAACCCUAUGGGGACCCAGAAAUCUGAAGAGAUUCCCGUAUUGAAUGACCAAGACAAGCUCGGUCUGUCUCCGGAUGACUACGAUACUUGGGAAGCAAGCGUCCCAUCGCCAGAGGUGCGGCGAAUUCGAAAUGAGUUGACGUCAGGUGAUACAUCCGACUCCGCCGGUCUAAGGCGACAUGUUGACCGCUCACAGUCGGUGCCACUUGCUACUGGUCCAAGGGUUCAAGCACCUUUGCGUCGUGCGCAAACCAACUCUUCUCAACUUCAGGGAUCAAGUAGAUUACAAGCCUUACACCAAGCUUAUCAUGCAUUGCGCGAGGCAGGUCCAGAAUUGCCUAUGGACGAAGCGGCGGAAGCAUUGAAAUUGCUGCAUGAGAUGAAUGGACUUGUGCAACAGAAGAUGUUCACAAACAUUUCGCGUCAGGGAUCUGAAGAUCAUGCAUGAUGUAAAUUCUGUGUGGAAGUGUCCGCAACAAGUAUUCUGUCAUACAUAUAUAAAGCAAUUUUGGCUCAACCUUAUCAUAUGUGUGUACGGCUUGCAUCCUUCUUCCGGAUAAGUCAUGCGUCGCUGGGUCCUCCGUAGCACAUAUCGUGAGAUCUUCAAUGACGGAUCCAAUUACCCU